Rasamsonia emersonii CBS 393.64 is the source of this 456-nucleotide messenger RNA. RefSeq names its product Ubiquitin--protein ligase. Gene Ontology annotation, biological process: proteasome-mediated ubiquitin-dependent protein catabolic process; protein polyubiquitination; DNA repair. Gene Ontology annotation, cellular component: HULC complex. The record is from RefSeq and is a predicted model, not a curated record. The transcript is spliced from 4 exons. Gene Ontology annotation, molecular function: ubiquitin conjugating enzyme activity. NCBI's taxonomy places the organism in Eukaryota, Fungi, Ascomycota, Eurotiomycetes, Eurotiales, Trichocomaceae. Bases 1 to 456 code for a protein of 151 amino acids.
AUGUCGACCUCUGCCCGACGCCGUUUGAUGCGCGAUUUCAAGCGCAUGCAAACGGACCCCCCGGCCGGAGUCUCUGCGUCCCCCGUCGCGGACAACGUUAUGGUAUGGAAUGCUGUGAUUAUCGGCCCAGCGGACACCCCCUUUGAGGAUGGCACUUUCCGCCUCGUGAUGCACUUCGAAGAGCAGUACCCCAACAAGCCCCCGGGUGUCAAGUUCAUCAGCAAGAUGUUCCAUCCCAACGUCUACGGGACGGGCGAGCUCUGCCUUGACAUUUUGCAGAAUCGCUGGAGCCCCACUUACGACGUGGCAGCCAUUCUGACCAGUAUUCAGAGCUUGUUGAACGAUCCCAACACCUCGUCUCCUGCCAACGUGGAGGCAUCGAAUCUGUACAAGGACAACCGCCGUGAAUACAUCAAGCGGGUGCGCGAGACGGUGGAAAAGAGCUGGGAAGACUAG